Messenger RNA from Camelina sativa (false flax), 531 nucleotides. The record is from RefSeq and is a predicted model, not a curated record. Lineage: Eukaryota; Viridiplantae; Streptophyta; Magnoliopsida; Brassicales; Brassicaceae.
UCGUCAAACAGGGGAAACACAAAAAUUACUCCUUUUAUAAAAAACCAACACACAUCACUUCGAAGAAUUCACCAUUUUUAUUACCGAUCUCACUCGAAUCCUCUCCGCCCAUUGUCUGAUUUGGUUCAUCUUUUCUCCGUCUCUUCUGGAUCUUACGCAAUGUAUAGAGUUUUGGCGAGCCGAGCACUCAGAGCUUCGUCUCUCUCUCACAAAUCUUCCACCUCCCUUGCUUCUUUGACUCUCUCCAGAUUGAAUCAUUCGAUACCUUUUGCUACCGUUGACGCCGAGGAGCUAUCUGGUGCUCAUCCUGCUCAAGUACAGAGCUUUGUGCAGGGAACGUGGAUUGGAUCUUAUAAUCACAACACGCUUUUAGAUCCUCUAAAUGGAGAACCUUUCAUUAAAGUUGCUGAAGUGGAUGAAUCAGACACUAAGCUAUUUGUGGACAGCUUAUCCCAGUGCCCCAAGCAUGGUCUCCAUAACCCUUUCAAAUCUCCGGAGAGAUACCUUUUGUAUGGAGAUAUCUCGACAAAG